UCUCAUCACUGCUUUCAGACAUAGGUUCUCUGUAGACUAUUGGGUCCUACAAGUAUCCUAAUCUCUUUACAGUGCAGUCCAAAGCAUGAUGGACUACGGAUUCUAUGCGCAACAAUUUGUCCCACUGAAGAACCUGGAUCCCGGAACGCAAGGGAUUCCCAACCCCAACACGAGUGUCCCAGCGCCAUCGAUAGCAUCACCCCUCGUCCCAGAUUCAACGUUCUUUGACAUAUUAUGGAAUUUUCGCUCCCUCAUUAAACAUACAGCAGUGAUGUAUUCUUGCUCGCCACAUUCAAUAAAGUGGAUCUACUAUGGCACUAUGCUCCUCAAUAUUCUCUCGCUUUGGGUCUUGUGCAUGUUCUCAGUCGUGACAUUUUCUUUAUUUGGAUACUUCAUCACUUCGCCUGUCCCUUCCCCGAUGGAUUACUCUGACUUCUUCAGAGCUUGCGUGCUGGGUACCUUCGUUUUGAGUCCUGCCUGGCUCCUGCUCAUAUGGGUAAUUCCGCGCGCGUGACUAUUCCUGUUGAUACUGUCUCGAGUAGAGCUCGAAAAGCGUGCCAUGCACUCGUUUUCCAGCUCUUUUUCUUGGCAGCGGUCGUUGCGGCUAUGAUCGCUAACGUCGUGGUCGGUGUAGUAGUGAAGGGAAGCAACAUGAAGUUGGAUGGGAUCUAUGCUGCUCGGGCUGGG
This is a messenger RNA of Guyanagaster necrorhizus, 687 nucleotides long. RefSeq lists its product as uncharacterized. Lineage: Eukaryota; Fungi; Basidiomycota; Agaricomycetes; Agaricales; Physalacriaceae. The record is from RefSeq and is a predicted model, not a curated record. Bases 320 to 514 code for a protein of 64 amino acids. The transcript has a single exon.